Alosa sapidissima (American shad) is the source of this 3284-nucleotide messenger RNA. It is a transcript of the gene stat1b, whose product is annotated as signal transducer and activator of transcription 1b. Gene Ontology annotation, molecular function: RNA polymerase II cis-regulatory region sequence-specific DNA binding; DNA-binding transcription factor activity, RNA polymerase II-specific. Gene Ontology annotation, biological process: defense response; response to peptide hormone; regulation of cell population proliferation. NCBI's taxonomy places the organism in Eukaryota, Metazoa, Chordata, Actinopteri, Clupeiformes, Clupeidae. Bases 613 to 2871 code for a protein of 752 amino acids. The transcript has 24 exons. The record is from RefSeq and is a predicted model, not a curated record.
ACAACUAUUUUCCGUCACUUGUGCUAAGUUAUGUGUCAGCAUAUGAAACAGCAUGCUAAUAUAUAAUGCAAUAAUUUAAUGCAGGGGGUAGGCUAGCCCGUAUGAGAGUUAUGUAUGUGUGUUAGCAGUGUUCUAUCCACAUAAACUUUUAUUGCGAUGUAAUUGGCUAAUCCACCGUAAUAAGUGCAGAACUAAUGCUACAACAACAACACAUUUGGAUAUAAUUCAGUAGUGUACGCAGUCAUGAAUUUCAUGAAGCUACAAUUUUCAAUAAUGAAACCGAACACGACUAGUUUCUAUUCUCCCUUAGCUUUCUGCGACGUCCAAAGGGGCGGGAUCUGGAUGAGCAAGACAGCGCAAUAUUGAGCGCAUUGUCCGUUGAUUGGAUUGGAGUUAGGAUACUGUUUUUUGAUUGGUUUGUCGGUUAAGUGGGAUUGCUUAACAGCCAGCUGUCUGUAUACGAGGAAAGGAAAGCUAUAUUCACUGUGUGGACUUGGAUAGUGAAGUGGGAUCCAUGCGAAUUGAACGCAAAUGUCAAGCGUCACCUACAUUUGAGGAGUUGGAUCAAAUACGUCAUUGAAAAUUGGUGUCAUUUACAACAGUCUGCAAGACAUGUCACAAUGGAGUAUACUUCAGCAGCUGGACUCCAGGUACCUGGAGCAGGUGGACCAGCUUUAUGACGAUACCUUCCCAAUGGAGAUCCGACAGUACCUGAGCCAGUGGAUCGAGAGCCAUGACUGGGAGUCGGUGGCCACCAGUGAUUCCUUGGCAACGGUGCGCUUUCACGACCUUCUCGCCCAGCUGGACGACCAGUACAGUCGCUUCGCCCUGGAGAACAACUUUCUGCUGCAGCACAACAUCCGCAAGAUCAAACGCAACCUGCAGGAACACUACCAGGAGUAUCCCAUGACUAUGGCAAUGCUCAUCUGCAAUGCACUACAAGAAGAGAAGAAGAUCCUCAACAUGGCCAUUAAAACAGAGGAGGGGGCAGGCUCGGCACAAAACAGCAACAGCAUGGGAAGGAAGCACAGAGAGCUCGACAACAAAGUGAGCAAGCUGAGGAAGAUGGUGCAGGAUACAGAAAUUGAUAUCAAAUCAUUAGAGGACCUUCAAGAUGAACAUGACUUCAAGAAGAAAACUAUCCAAAACCGAGACCAGGAACCGAACGGGGUGAAGACUCUGGAGAACAAGCGUGAGGAGAUGCAGAUCAAGGACAUGUUCAUCAAACUCAAAGUGAAGAGAGAGCACGUGAUCCAGCAGGUAGCUGAGUGCCUGACCAUGACAGAGCACAUCCAGUACAGCCUGAUCACGGAGGAGCUGCCCGACUGGAAGAGGCGCCAGCAGGUAGCCUGUAUCGGCGGCCCCCCUAACACCUGCCUCGACCAGUUGCAGUCAUGGUUGACGUCGGUGGCGGAAAGCCUGAAGCAGGGGCGUCAGCAGCUAAGAAAGCUGCAGGAGCUGGUGCAGAAGUAUAUGUACGAGCAGGACCCCAUCGCCCUGGGCGUCAACAAGCUCGAGGAACGCGCCACGCUACUGCUCAAGAACCUUAUAGUCAGCUCCCUGGUGGUAGAGAGGCAGCCCUGUAUGCCCACGCACCCACAGAGACCCCUGGUCAUCAAGACAGGAGUGCAGUUCACCGUCAAGCUCAGAUUGCUGGUAAAACUCCCUGAGCUGAACUGCCAGUUGAAAGUCAAAGUCCUGUUUGAUAAGGAUGUGGUGGAGCGCAAUACUGUGAGAGGGUUUCGAAAAUUCAAUAUCUUGGGCACCAACACUAAGGUCAUGAACAUGGAAGAGUCCAACGGGAGCUUGGCUGCCGAGUUUCGUCACCUGCAACUAAGGGAGCUGAGGGCGACUGGGAACCGAACAAAUGAGGGUCCACUCAUUGUUGCAGAGGAGCUGCAUAUCAUUUGCUUCGAGACGCAACUCAACCUGCCUGGACAAAACCCCAUUGAUCUAGCGACCACAUCUCUCCCCAUUGUGGUCAUCUCGAACGUGGCCCAGAUGCCAAGUGCCUGGGCCUCAGUGCUGUGGUAUAACAUGCUGACCAGCGAGCCCAAGAACCUGUCAUUUUUCCUCAGUCCCCCCGUGGCCAGCUGGGGCCAGCUCUCCGAGGUCCUCGGCUGGCAGUUCUCCUCCAUCACCAAGCGCGGCCUCAACAAUGACCAGCUAAGCAUGCUGGGAGAUAAGCUCCUUGGUCGGGAGGCUGGGGGGAAUCCAGAGGGCCAGGUACCAUGGACCAAGUUCUGCAAGUCAAGUGACAGGGGGUUCUCUUUCUGGUUGUGGAUGGACUCCAUUCUGGACCUGAUAAAGCGCCACUUGCUCAGCCUGUGGAAUGACGGGUGCAUCAUGGGAUUUGUGAGUAAGGAGUGUGAGAAGGUGCUGCUGAGGGAUAAGCAUCCGGGGACCUUCCUGCUGCGCUUCAGCGAGAGCAGCAAAGAGGGAGCCAUCACCUUCACCUGGGUAGAACACACUAUCAGCGACGGGCCAAUGGUCCAUGCGGUGCAACCCUACACAAAGAGAGAGCUGGCAGCCAUUUCCUUUCCAGAUAUCCUGCGCAAUUACAAAGUCAUGGCUGAAAACAACCUGUCAAUCAACCCUUUGGUCUUCCUCUAUCCCAACAUCCCCAAGGACAAUGCGUUUGGACGUUACUACAGCCGACCUACAGAGGAGGAACGCUCAGAACCAAUGGACGUUGAGGAUGCAAACCGUUCAAGCGGUUAUAUAGCCACUGAACUCAUCUCAGUGACUGUGAAAGAACCCAGACUGCAGGAGUCCAUCGGUUUACCUUUGAGCCCAGAGGACUUCAACGAUUACUCCAAUAUAGUCCCAGAAGACAUAGACUCACUGAUGAACGAUGCAUUUACCCGCUAGCACCUAAAACUCGGGCAGUGUGUCCAGCUAAAGCCCCAUCCUUACUCUGUUUUCACUCUGUCUCCAUGACAAUCCUGCUCAUGAGGACAUCAUAGGAAGAGCUCACAGCUCUCAACGGUACAUGUGUAUAUACCAACCAUCAAAACAUUCAUUUAUCUCUGUGUUGAAGUGCUUUAACUUACAAUAGCUUUCAAUAGGAGCAACCAUGUUUCAUUUUUUAUUUUAUUUUCAACAGAUAAUCUUUGCAUUGUGUAACAUUAUGGCAUGUGAUACAGUACUUUUGGAUGUGCCUUUCUGAAAGGUUUCAGACACACACACACAGGCUUCAAGAAAAAAUGAUGUGCCGCUGUAUUGAAAGUUUCGCUUUAUUUAACAUUGUUCAUUAAAAUAAAUAUAUGUGGUGUUGUACUGCA